Molecule: messenger RNA, 2337 nt
Organism: Penicilliopsis zonata CBS 506.65
Lineage: Eukaryota; Fungi; Ascomycota; Eurotiomycetes; Eurotiales; Aspergillaceae
Exons: 2
Coding region: 1-2337 (778 amino acids)
Biological process (GO): regulation of transcription by RNA polymerase II
Cellular component (GO): nucleus
Molecular function (GO): DNA-binding transcription factor activity, RNA polymerase II-specific; RNA polymerase II cis-regulatory region sequence-specific DNA binding
Source: RefSeq, a predicted model, not a curated record
AUGGCGUCGCCAGAGCUACGUCGCGACUCGGGGCCCUCCUCUUCCUCCGUCGACCAUCCAAGCCGCAGCGUCAGUCCGUCUCCUCAUCACCAGCAGUAUCACGGCCCGACCGCGGGGUUGGAGUUGGACCCUUCUGUCACCUCUGCUGCCUUCUCGAGCCCCCCGUAUGGUUUGCCGGUAGGUUCGGAAGCCUAUGGCUACACAGCUUCCUUCCUCGCGGCCCCUCCCGUUGCACAGAACCUCGCGCCCCCCGCCGACCAGGGCUUCACACACGGGCUGCCGUUGGCGCCCUCGUUCGAGACCAGCUUCGUGAACCAACUCGAGCAGCAGUCGGCUGGGCUGCGGAACCUGCAGCCGGAUGAGACGGACUUCUCGAACUUGCUCAAUGCGAACCCUGCCAACUUUGACUUCUCGCUCUAUCCAAACCAGUCUUCUCAUACCGCCGCCGCCGCGGCAGACUUUGACUCCACGCUGUUGCUGGAUCCUCAGGUCCAACAGCCGCCACCGCAGCUACAACCCCUAAGCGUUGAUCCGUCGAUUAACCCAGUCGACCUGGUCAGUCGCCUGUCCUCGCCGCAUGCCUCGACGCCGCCCCAGCUCUCGCCGCAGGACCAGCAGCAACAGCAGCAGCCCCCACACUCGUCACCCGGCCCGAUGUCACCUCCCAACUCGACCCCGGGGGCCUACUAUACCCCGCAACAUUCCCGGCAUACUUCUUUGGAUCCGGCAACAGCUGCAUAUAUGACAUCCCAUCCGGACUGGCAGGCCGUCAUGGGCAACUCCGCCUUUCAAACUCAUCGCCGUGCCCCUUCGGAGGUCUCUGAAGUCUCCUCUGCCACGCAUUCCCCCUAUCUAUCGCAACAAGACACAUUUGACGCUGUCGAGACAAAUCCAUCUCCACUCCUGUCCGCCCAAAACGACACCGGCUUCUACGACAAUGCUUUGAAGAUCGAGUCAUUCACUUUAUCGGAACAGCAGCAGCAACAACAACAACAAGAGCAACAACCAGGUUUCAGUCCUGCCCAGAGCCCGUAUAUCUCUCCACGCCUGAUGCCGCAGCAGGGCAGCGAACCAUUCCCGAGCAUUCCCUUUCUCGCUUCUCAGCCACCGACCACCCAAUAUCCCGUCUCUUCGGUCGAUAUGUACGGCAACGGGGCUGUCAUGCCGCAAUUGGCCGUCGGCGACAUGGGACAGGCAUCCCAAAUGGCCCCGCCAUCAAUAAACGUGGAAUUUGCGCCUCCUUCCCGGAACCCCAGCUUUGGACCUGGCAAGCCAGCUGCCGACUAUGACUCCCUGAGUCCGCCUGCCAUCAGAUCCCGCGGGCGAAGCAAAUCCGAUCCAUACGCUCAUCCGGCUUCUCGGAAUCGGUCACCCUCAUCGAGCGCAUCCCGAUUAGACGCGCUGGCUGCUUCUUCUGCCCGAUCAUUAUCGCCGUUGGAUCCGAUCGGUCGGACGCACAGCAAUCCCAGCUCCCGGGACCCCUCCCCUUCGUCAAGGUCGAACCGCCGACUAUCAACGUCGUCCAUCGAUAGCCGGAACUAUAUCCUCGAUCUCGCUGAUCCGCAACGUCCUGGAACAACGGUGGGCGAUUCGAAGCGCGUGCAAAAACACCCGGCGACCUUCCAGUGUCAUCUGUGUCCCAAGCGGUUCACACGCGCCUACAACCUGCGCUCGCAUCUGCGGACACACACGGACGAGAGGCCAUUUGUCUGUACGGUAUGUGGCAAAGCAUUCGCACGUCAACAUGAUCGCAAACGACACGAAGGGCUCCACUCUGGCGAAAAGAAGUUUGUCUGUCGUGGGGAUCUAUCCCGCGGCGGACAGUGGGGGUGCGGGCGUCGGUUCGCACGCGCGGACGCCCUUGGUCGCCAUUUCCGAUCAGAAGCCGGCCGCAUCUGCAUCAAACCCUUGUUGGAUGAAGAGUCUCAGGAUCGCGCCAAUGCCAGUGCCAUGUUGGGCCAACAGCCACAGUCCCAGCAAUCGCAGACACAGGCUCAACAGCAAGCCGGCCAUCUGCAACCUGUCCCCCAACCGCUCAUGGUAACAAGCAUCGAUGGACAAGCGGCCGGAAAUUUCAUCCUCCCCGCUGCGUUGCUCGCCCAGUACCCUGCGCUUCAGACGUUGCAAUGGGACCAGAUCCCCGCGACGACGGACGAUGUCAGCGAUUUUGGCGGCCGCAGUAGUUUUGAUGCCAGCUCCGGUAACGAGUUUGGCUUUGAAGAGGAUGACUCCGGUCUUAGCAGUGGAUAUGCCACCGGCCAGGGAGACCUGUAUGGGGCAGGUAUGAAUGUCAACCCGGGCGAUUCUUCCUUUGUCGGGACUGAAUGGCAGGGUUGA